GACGGUUUCAGUACUUGAAUAGCACCUAUCUUCGCUACUUUCCAGGAUCAUUUCUCAAUCAGGCCACUUUCUUUUCCACUUACUAUCUCUGUCUCUGCACUAUCUACCUAUCAUGUCUGUCCAACAAGUCUCCUCUGAGCAAGUCUCCGUCUCUGGGGACUCUCUCCAAUCGAACCAAGUCUCACAACUCCAACGCCACGGCUACCUCUUUGGCAAGAAAUUGACUGCUUCGCUGUCGCCGUUUCUUCAUAAUGUUAUUUAUCAAGAUUUGGGAUUGAAGUGGGGUCAGGUUAGACUUGAUUCAGCUGAUAUUCCUGGCUUUUUGGAGUUGGCGCACCAUCCCGACUUUUACGGCGCCUCAGUUACUAUGCCCAACAAAGUCGCCAUCAUUCCAUACCUAGAUGAACUCACAGAAGAAUGCCGCGAUGUCGGCGCUUGCAACACCCUCUUCAUCCGUGAAAGAGACGGUCGCCGUAUCUUCUGCGGCGCAAACACAGACGUCAUUGGCAUCCGCGACUCAUUCUACCAAAACAUCGACAACCCCGACGCCGUCUUCCACAACAAACCCGCUCUCGUAGUCGGUGGCGGCGGCGCCGCUAGAAGCGCUAUCUACGCUCUGCGAAAAUGGAUGAAGGUCAAGACAAUCUACCUCGUCAACCGCGACGAAGCAGAAGUCACCGCCGUGAUCGCCGACUGCGCUGAGCGCGGCUACGGCGAAGGACUCCUCCACGUCAAGGACGUCUCACAAGCACAAGCCCUCGAAGCACCAGGUGCCAUCGUAGCAUGCGUUCCCGACUUUGAGCCCGAGACAGAAGAGGAGAUUCGCGCGCGCGCAGUGACGGAAACGUUUUUGGACAAGGAGCAAAAGGGAGCUAUUUUGGAGAUGUGCUACAACCCCACGCCUUUUACGCGGCUGGGCGGUAUUGCGGAGGAUAAAGGGUGGAAGGUCAUUCUGGGAACGGAGGCGUUGAUUUAUCAGGGCUUGGAGCAGGAUAAGUAUUGGACGGGCAAGACGUUGGAGGAGAUGCCGAUUGAAAAGGUGCAUGUUGCUAUUGCGGAGAAGGUUGCGCAGAGAGCGGAAGCGAAGCUGUCUUACAGUCUCUUCAUAAAGGAUAUCACAAUGGCUGAAUCCUCAAAGCCACGCCCUCUCUUCAUCUACGGAAGCCUACGCGCCCGCCCGUUAUUAGCCUGGGCCCUAACCGGCGAUGCCGCAAACACAGAACCCAUCUCCGCCUUCGCCAGCCCAGCCACAGUACGCGGCUACGCACGCUAUACCGUCCGGUCAAGGGACUAUCCUGCCGUUAUAAAGAAAGAUGGGCAUGAAGUAGAUGGGGACUUGCUGAUCUUGGAGACCAAGUCCCUGCGCAAGAAGCUCGAUGACUUUGAAGGGGAAAUAUACACUCCUACUAGUGUUGAUGUUGUACUGGAGGAUGGGAAUAUUGUAGAGGCGGAUAUGUAUGUCUGGGCUGAAGAUGAAGAUAUGUCGACUGAUGAGCCCUGGGAGUUGGAUACUUUCGUGAAGGAGAGGUUGGAGGAUUGGCUUGAUCUUUUUGAGGGCAUGGAGAUGAUUGGGGAUGAUGAGGACUGA
Molecule: messenger RNA, 1588 nt
Organism: Fusarium oxysporum Fo47
Lineage: Eukaryota; Fungi; Ascomycota; Sordariomycetes; Hypocreales; Nectriaceae
Exons: 3
Coding region: 113-1588 (491 amino acids)
Biological process (GO): chorismate biosynthetic process; shikimate metabolic process
Molecular function (GO): shikimate 3-dehydrogenase (NADP+) activity
Source: RefSeq, a predicted model, not a curated record